AUGAAGGAGCGGCCUUGUGGGGUCUCAGUUGGCUCUCCUCCGGUCCUCAGCACGACGAAGGGCCUGGUGCGCGGCUGCUGGGGCACCUUCACCGCCGAGGCGUUCUACCGGCCCCUGCCCGGGGGCGGCGAUCGUGAGGCGCUCGUCACCGACCGGGAGCGGCCCUGGGUGCACAAGGCCCUGGUGGAGAACAGCCUCACGGCUGACCGGCACGCCCUGGGGCCCAGGGUCUACGGGCACGGCGUCGUGGAGCAGAGGAAGGGCGGCCACUACAGGGCCACCGUGCUCUUCAUGGAGCGCCUGGACCCGCUCGAGGAGUCCGCGUGGUCGGAGGACGACACCGCCGAGCUGCUGCGCAUCACGGGCAGGCUGUCGCGGGUGGCAUUCCACAACGACCUCAAGCUCCCCAACAUUCUCCGACGUGCUGGGCGGCCCGUGGUGGUGGAUUACGACCUUAUGGCGCCGUGGACGGUGAAGAUCGCGGUGACCUCGAGCUGCAUAGAGCAGGACUUCAGGGCCCUUCUGGAGCCCGCGGGGGAGCUCUGCGACGGCCCGCUGUUCCGCGCCGUGCUGCGGCGCCUGGAGGCCCUGUGGGCCGACCUCGCGGCGCCCGCGCUCGGCCCCCUCCUGCGGGCGUUCGACGCCGACGCGCUGACGCAGAUCCCCUUCGAGGUGCUGGUGCGAGUGCCCCUCCACGCCACCACGGUGAACCUGCUGGACCUGCGAGGGAACCUCUUCGCCCACCUCCCGCGCGACGACGCCCGCUCGGACGCGGAGCGGGAGGCGGCGUGCGCGCGCCUGCCGCAGCUGCUGCGCUCGCAGGGGGUCUAUUGGCCCUGA
Messenger RNA from Prorocentrum cordatum, 840 nucleotides. The record is from the annotation of a GenBank genome assembly. Lineage: Eukaryota; Dinophyceae; Prorocentrales; Prorocentraceae.